UACCUUGAAUAUUCGUGUACUAGCGUUUAUCAUAAAAUAUAUUUUCGAUUUCGAGAUUCGUAAUUUCAUUGCACUAUUAGCAUUAACUACGUAUUAGCAUCAUAAUAUAGCAAUUUCUAAGACAAAAUUGUAUGUGUUCAGUGUUGUUGUAACGUUGUGUUAGUUUUAACGACUCUAACAUAUUAUAAUCUUAUAAAACUAAUUAAUUCUUUCCAGUUCAGAAUUGGCUAUGAAGGUGAUGUUUUUCUGGUUGAUAUAUUCAUGGCUAAUUUUUGGAACGGGAAUUUGGUGUGACCAUAAACUUGAAAGACGACAAGCUAGUACAAAAUGCUCAGAGACUUCCAAAAAUACUUUUAGUUGUUCCGAUGGACAGUGUAUUGUAAGAUCGUCAGUUUGUGAUGGGCGGAAAGAUUGCUCAGAUGGCUCAGAUGAAAACAAAGAAAUGUGUAAUCGAUACGAGUACGGAACGAGUAAAAUAGAAUGCGGUAAAGUAUAUAACACUAGCAAUUCAGUAUCGACCAUCAAUAAUGAUAUGAAAAGACUUAUUGGAAGAGCACCAUGGAAUGUUGGAAUAUAUGUGAAAAGUACAUAUAAUGCCAGUUAUGUUUUUGUAUGUGGAGGAUCAAUAAUUGGUCCAAAACAAAUCGUAUCUGUUGCCCAAUGUCUUUGGGAUUCAGACUAUAUGGCUGCCAAAAUAUCAAUAAAAAAUAUGUUCAAAGUUGCUAUUGGAAAAAACCUGAAAAGUUACUGUACAGAAUUCGAAACAGUUGACAAUGAAUUUACUCAAAUAAUGGACGUUGAAAGUGUUCAUGCACAUGAAAAUUUCCAUGAUGAAAAUAAACAAGCGACGUAUGAUAUAGCUGUUGUUGAGUUAUCAAAAAGAAUUACUUUUAGUGAUUAUGUGACACCUGUUUGUAUUGAUUGGAGUGGUAAAUACAAUGUAAAAAAUGGAACUAAAGGACAAAUUCUUACUUGGAAGUAUGGGGAAGAAUCCCUUUUAUCAGAAACAUCUUUAUCAUACAUUGACCAUAAUUCUUGUAAAAAUACAUACAAUUCUGUAUUGCGUGAUGAUCAGUUUUGUGGCAGUUCUGAAUUGGGACAAUUCGUUGGAUUGUUUUAUUUCGGUUCAGGACUAACCUUAGCACACUCUAAUAAUUCUCAUUUUUUAACUGGAGCAGCAAUUUACGAAAAUGAAAUAAAAAAUAGAACAAUUGUAGAUUUUACAGAUAUUAAAUACUACAUUCAUUGGAUUCGUAAGCUGUAUGUUAAACAUUUAAAUCAUGAUAUACCAUUUUGUAUUUUACCAGAUGUCGACGGAGUUAUAUAUUCUUAUGAAGGUUCAGAUACAAUUUUAGCUCGUGGUACAUUAAUUAAUCAAUAUCGUACUGUUAUUGAGAACUGCGAUGUUGGAUAUUAUAAGGCUUACCCCAGAGGUUUUAGAGUUUGUCAGGGAAAUGGAAAAUGGACCAUGACUUCCGAGAAAUUGUGUUUUAAAAGAUGUCCGCCCCUAUUAUCAGAGAGUUUAGAUAUUAAAUGUACUCUAAACGGUAACUUUGCUAAUUGUUCAAAUCCAUCGACUCCCGAAACAAUAGCUUUACCAUCAUGUAAACCAACUCAUACAUUACCAAAUGGACAAGAAGAGACUCAAAUUGAAUUAAUUUGUCAGUCUAAUGGAAUGUGGAAUAAACAACUAUAUAAAUGCAAUUCAAAUUGUGGAAGAGUAUAUACUAAUGGCAAAAUAUCGAUGGCCAAUGGUAAAAAAGCUGUCGCUGGAACAGCACCUUGGAAUGUUGGAAUAUAUCAAUUAAAUAAAGAUACUUCCAAAUAUGACUUGAUAUGUGGAGGAUCAAUAAUUGCUCCAAAUUUAGUAGUUUCGGCUGCUCAUUGUUUUUGGUACCAAGAUAUAUUAUCUAAUAAAAUAUCAAUAAACGACGGUUCAUAUAAAGUUGCUGUUGGAAAAUAUGAUAGAAAUUUCACAGUAGUUGACAAUGAAUUUACUCGAAUAAUAAAUAUUGAAACUAUUUACUUAAAUGAACAUUUUUCUGGAGCUCAUGGUUAUUUUGCUAAUGAUAUAGCUGUUAUUGUGUUAUCGAAUAGAGUUGCUUUUAGUAAUGUUGUUGCGCCUAUUUGUAUCGAUUGGAGUGGUAAAUACAAUAUAUUGAAUGGAGUUGAAGGAAAGAUUGUUGGCUGGGGAAAGACAGAAAUGGGUACAGCAAGUUCAUUUUUAUUAGAAACUUAUUUACCAUACCUCGACCAAUAUUCUUGUCGAGAUACUUAUACGAAUGGAUUUGAUAUAUUUGUAACUCUUGAUAAGUUUUGUGCUGGAUCCACGUUGGUUUCAGAGCAAUACUUGGAUGAAGGAGAUAGCGGUUCAGGCUUAUCAUUUUUACACUCAAAGUCUUAUUAUUUAACCGGUGUAUUGAGUCUUAUAGAAUCAUCCUCCAAUAACUCAAUUGCACUCUUUACGGAUAUUAAGCACCAUAUUCUAUGGAUUCGUCGACUGUAUAAUAGACUUACGACUGGAUCAAUCCAAUAUCAUUUAAAAGAUCAAAUAGUAAUUGAUGAAACAAAUAACGCAAUAUAUGAGAUGGCUAAUUAUCAGUUUCCUUUAAAUAAUGUAGUAGAUCUAAAUACAUUUGAAGGUAAUAUAAGUGGGAACCAACAGUUCAGAACUCAUUGUUCUGGAUUGACUAUGACGGUGAUACAUUUCUGGUUGAUAUAUUCAUGUCUAAUUUUUGGAACUGGAAUUUUGUGUGACCAUAAACUUGAAAGACGACAAGCUGGUGCCAGAUGCUCAAAGACUUCAAAAAAUACUUUUAGUUGUUCCGAUGGACAGUGUAUUGUAAGAUCGUCAGUUUGUGAUGGGCGGAAAGAUUGCUCAGAUGGUUCAGAUGAAAGCAAAGAAAUGUGUAAUCGAUACGAGUACGGAACGAGCAAAAUAGAAUGCGGUCGAGUAUAUAACACUAGCAAUUCAGUAUCGACCACCAAUGAUAUGAAAAAACUUAUUGGAAGAGCACCAUGGACUGUUGGAAUAUAUAAGAAAGAAAUAAGGAGUUCCUAUUAUAUUUAUGUGUGUGCAGGAUCAAUUAUUGGUCCAAAACAAAUCGUAUCUGUUGCUUCAUGUAUUCGGGAAUCAUCCUAUUUGCCUGCCAAAAUAUCAAUAAAAGACAUGUUCAAAGUUGCUAUUGGAAAAAACCUGAAAAGUUUCCAUACAAAAUUCGAAACAGUUGACAAUGAAUUUACUCAAAUAAUGGAUGUUGAAAGUGUAUACGCGCAUGAAAAUGUACAUGAUGAAAAUAAACAAUUGGAAUAUAAUAUAGCUGUAGUUGUGUUAUCAAAAAGAAUUACUUUUAGUGAUUAUGUGAAACCUGUUUGUAUUGAUUGGAGUGGUAAAUACAAAGUAAAAAAUGGAACUAAAGGACAAAUUCUUACUUGGAAGUAUGGGGAAGAAUCCUCUUUAUCAGAAACAUCUUUAUCAUAUUUCGACAGUAAAUCUUGUCAAAAUAAAUAUAAAUCAAAAAAAAUGGUAUAUCCUAUGACUAAUGAUACGUUUUGUGGCAUGUCUGAAAUAGGACAAAUCGUUAAUUUAUAUUAUUACGGCUCAGGACUAACCUUUGUACACUCUAACAAUUCUCAUUUUUUAACUGGAGCAGGACUUUACAUUGAAGACACAGAAAUUGAAAAUAGAACAGUCGUACAUUUUACAGAUAUUAAAUACUAUACUGAUUGGAUUCGAAACAUAUAUAUUAAAAAUUUAGACCAUGAUAUACCUUUUUGCAUUUUACCAGACGUUGAAGGAGUUAUAUAUUCUGAUGAAGGUUCAAAUGAAAUGUUAGCUCAUGGUACAUUAAUUAAUCAGUAUCGUACCGUAAUUGAGAACUGCGAUGUUGGAUAUUAUAAAGCUUACCCCAGAGGUUUAAGAGUAUGUCAGGGAAAUGGAAAAUGGUCCUCGACUUUCGAUAAAUUGUGUAUUAAAAUGUGUCCGCCUCUUUUAUCCGAUAGUUUAGAUAUUAAAUGUACUCUUGAUGGUAAGUUUACUAAUUGCUCAAAUCCGUCGACUCCCGAAACAAUAGCUGUACCAUCAUGUAAACCAACCCAUACAUUACCAAAUGGACAAGAAGAGACUCCAAUUGAAUUGAUUUGUCAGUCUGAUGGAAUGUGGAAUAAUCAACUAUACAAAUGCAAUCCACAUUGUGGCAGAGUAUAUAAUAAUGGAAAAAUAUUGAUAGCCAAUGGUAAGAAAGCUAAUGUUGGAACAGCACCUUGGAACGUUGGAAUAUAUCGAUUAAAUAAAGCGAAUUCAAAUUAUGACUUGAUAUGUGGGGGAUCAAUAAUUUCUGCAAAUUUAGUCGUUACUGCGGCUCAUUGUUUUUGGUACAAAGGGAUAUUGUCUAAAAAAAUAUCAAUAAACGAUGAUUCAUAUAAAGUUGCCGUUGGAAAAUAUGAUAGAAAUUUCACAGUAGUUGACAAUGACUUUACAAGAAUAAUGAAUGUAGACAUUAUUUAUUUACAUGAUCUUUUCACUGGAAAUCAAGAUUACUAUGCUUAUGAUAUAGCUGUAAUGUUGUUAUCGAACAUAGUUUCUUUUAGUAAUGUUGUUGCACCUAUUUGCAUCGAUUGGAGUGGUAAAUACAAUGUGUCAAAUGGUGUAGAAGGAAAGAUUGUUGGCUGGGGAAAUACAGAAAAAGGUACAUUAAGUCCAGUUUUAUUAGAGACUUCUUUACCAUACCUUGACCAUGAUUCUUGUCGAAAUAUGUAUACCAAUGGAUUUCAUAUAUUUGUAACUCUUGAUAAGUUUUGUGCUGGAUCUGCGUCGGUUCCAGGACAAGACAUGGGCGAGGGAGAUAGCGGUUCAGGCUUAACAUUUUUACACUCAAAGUCUUAUUAUUUAACCGGUGUACUGAGUCUUAAGCAAAAAUCUUCAAAUAACUCAAUCGCGCUUUUUACAGAUUUUAAGCACCAUAUUCAAUGGAUUCGUCGACUGAAUCAAAAACAUAGCUAAGUCCAAUAAGAUUAUGGUAAUAACAUACAAGUAAUUUCUUUUAAUUAUAUUAAAUAAUGAUUUUGUAGUGUUGUACUGAUUUACCGACGAACAUCAAUUUUAUGGCAAAUACAGUUUUUACAUAUCUCAUUAUACAAUUACUUUAAUUUUUUAAUUAUUCAUUUAGACUAUAAGAUUAAAACUGAUGAACACGCAUUUUUUUUUACAAAAUUUUGGAUUAUAUUAAGAUUGUUAUCAAAAUAAACAGUAAAACAUAGUUUUAAAUAAAUUUGUUAUUGAUAAAAUAAGAUGAUAAGAAAACAUAAUUAUUAUAUUUAUUAACAGUUGUCACAAAAUAUUUAAAAACAAUAUUUUUUGCUGGAUAAUGUGUUUAAGAUAAUAUAAAAAAAUAUCUACAGUAAUUAACGAUGACGUAUGUGCUUCUUUAUUUGUUAUGUUUUUAAAAAAAUCGUAUCGUAAUACAAUAAUAUAUUCAAGCUAACUUAAUGCUAUUUAUAUCUGAGGUCGUUUAUUAUAAUAUAUACGUUCGAAAACGAAAUUACAUAAGAUUGUUUAUGAAAAUGCA
Molecule: messenger RNA, 5567 nt
Organism: Rhopalosiphum padi (bird cherry-oat aphid)
Lineage: Eukaryota; Metazoa; Arthropoda; Insecta; Hemiptera; Aphididae
Exons: 32
Coding region: 230-5002 (1590 amino acids)
Biological process (GO): proteolysis
Molecular function (GO): protein binding; serine-type endopeptidase activity
Source: RefSeq, a predicted model, not a curated record